Acanthosepion pharaonis is the source of this 555-nucleotide messenger RNA. Lineage: Eukaryota; Metazoa; Mollusca; Cephalopoda; Sepiida; Sepiidae. The record is from the annotation of a GenBank genome assembly.
AUGUCUCGAUGCCCACGAGAAUACCGGAAGGAGACAGAAGCUGAGUGUUGGAAUCUCUCGUCUGCAUUCUUCAUUUUUCCUUCCAUUCGCCCUUAUCAUGCAGAAACGUGUUUCUUAGAAAAUCGGUCAACCGUAGCACCGAAACAUUUCCUGCUACUGACCGUGGCUUCUUCAAAGUUUAUUAUUCCUUUCCUUAUUUUCACGUUCCUUAUGUCUUUCUUUUUCUCCUAUUAUUUUGUUUCGUGUUGGCUUACUACUUCUUUUUUUCGGUUUCCCAUUUACAGGUAUUUCCUUCUUUCACUUUUUUCUUUUUUUUCUUUCUCCAACUUUUUUAUUGUUCAGUCUUUUCUUUUUAUCUCGAUUUCUAUUUGCCAAAUUUACAUGUCUUUCUUUCUUUCUUUUCAUAUCUUAUUCUAUUUCUUUCUUGCCUUUCAUUGUUUCUUAUGCUUUCUUUCAGUCAUUAUUCCUCCUUAUUUUCCCAUUAUUGUCAAUGAAUAUUUGUUUUUUUUUCACUAUCUUUUCCUCGUUUUACGUUUCUUCAAUUUUUUUCUAUGA